Linum trigynum is the source of this 704-nucleotide messenger RNA. NCBI's taxonomy places the organism in Eukaryota, Viridiplantae, Streptophyta, Magnoliopsida, Malpighiales, Linaceae. The record is from the annotation of a GenBank genome assembly.
UUCAAAUUGACCGUAAAUAUAAAGCCACUUGGCACAGUUUCAUUCGUCGUAAAUGAUUCCACCCAACGGUAUGCUACUAGAACUCCACAACAACAUCGUCCCGUUCCUUUGCUUAAGCUGGAUGGAAGGGAACCCAGAAACGUUUCCGUUUAUGGGUAAGGUUUCUUCUCAUUUCAAUCGGGUUGCUCUGUAUCUUCAGUUCACCUUCUGCAGAGCAACAUCUUCAUCAUCUUCAGUUAAUAGUAGGCCUCCGGAUGAGAAGAGAGGUUUUCAAUGGAGGCGGAAUGGCAAGCAGUCUGGAGUUGGGGAACGGGAGAAGGGCGCCGUUGCCGGCGGCGUGACGAAGAAUUGCUCUGCCGGGGCUGGAGCCCGGCGCCAUGGCUACGACCGAGGAGGGAGGAAGUCAGUGAUUGAGGGGAGAGCAGAAAGAGAAAGGAACAGAAAUGGCGGAGGAAGAAGAUGGAAGUAGGGAUAAAGCCGAGAUAGAUGCUUGGAUUGGGGAGGAUAUACCGAGGGAGACUGGGGGGGGGGGGGGGGGGGGGGGGGAAUAGAAGCAAGCGGCUUUCUUUAUUUGAUACUUGUUUAUCCAAUUUGAGAUAUAUAUAUAUAUAUAUAAUAAACAGUUCAUUUAUUUGUAUUGUUGACACUUGGAAUAUUGUUUUCUUGUUUGAAAAACUAUUUAUAAAUAAAUUAGGCAAUUACUC